This is a messenger RNA of Penicillium pulvis, 1062 nucleotides long. RefSeq lists its product as uncharacterized. Lineage: Eukaryota; Fungi; Ascomycota; Eurotiomycetes; Eurotiales; Aspergillaceae. The record is from RefSeq and is a predicted model, not a curated record. The coding region runs from base 1 to 1062 and encodes 353 amino acids. The transcript is spliced from 3 exons. Gene Ontology annotation, molecular function: protein dimerization activity.
AUGUCUCGUACACGCUUCCCUCCUACCCCAGCCAUGUCCGGCGAAUUCAUCAUUAAGGAUCAGCCGGCUGAUGCCACCGACGCUUUUGCCCUUCCUCCAGCGGCUCUCGGUCCCUCCAAAAUUGAUGAUCCGUACAGUCGACGAUCGUCUCAAUCAGAUCCAUCAUACGUCCCUGCCUCGCCUACAUCGCCAGAUCUCAUGGCCCGCAACAGAUCGACACAGCAGUCCCGCUCAGGCAACGCUACUAAGCGUUCGCUAGAGGACUUCGAUCUCCCACCACCUCCUACUCGCACACGCAAGAUCAUUCAGAUGAAGCCUAAACCACAGUCUACCACUAAGUCUCCGUCGAAGCCCAAGGAGAGCGGGAAGGCACAGGCAUCACCUGAAUCAAACUCCAAAGAUACUGCUCCGAAAAAGAAGCAACCCAGUGCUACAAGUGCUGCAGGACGCAAAAUUGCCCGCAAGACAGCGCACAGUUUGAUUGAACGGCGCCGACGAUCCAAAAUGAACGAGGAGUUUGGUACAUUGAAGGAUAUGAUCCCCGCCUGCACAGGGCAGGAGAUGCACAAACUGGCAAUUCUUCAGGCAAGCAUCGACUAUGUGAACUACUUGGAACGAUGCAUUCGAGACCUUAAGACAGCUGGUGCCACGCACACAAACGCGCCACCCUCCCCUACAUCACCGGAGUUCAUCGCCGAAGGAGCCUCUGAAUCACCGGAGAUCAUGCCGGGCAGCGGGAUGAUUUCCGAUACAUCUCCCUCCUUCUCACCCCGCACCCGCAUGCCUUCCGUUCACACACUACCAGAUAUCUCAUCUGUUCUCCCCAGUCCGGCACUGGGCCCUAUCAAUCCGGCCAUGGACAAGAUCCAUGAGCUUCAGGGUAUCGACCAUGAGGCAUCUGCUGCCUUGCUCAUGCUCACCCAGGACCGGAGGGGCACUGCGGACUCGAUCAGUGAGCACUUUGCUGGUAGCACAACUCUUUCUGCGCCAUCCGACCAGAACAGGGGUGUUGAUGUUCAACGGAGAAAGGGUAUGAGUGUGCGCGAUCUCCUUAUUUCAUGA